Hippocampus zosterae (dwarf seahorse) is the source of this 3561-nucleotide messenger RNA. It is a transcript of the gene rhot1b, whose product is annotated as ras homolog family member T1. Lineage: Eukaryota; Metazoa; Chordata; Actinopteri; Syngnathiformes; Syngnathidae. Gene Ontology annotation, molecular function: GTP binding; GTPase activity; calcium ion binding. The coding region runs from base 342 to 2324 and encodes 660 amino acids. The transcript is spliced from 20 exons. Gene Ontology annotation, biological process: mitochondrion transport along microtubule; mitochondrion organization; small GTPase-mediated signal transduction. Gene Ontology annotation, cellular component: mitochondrial outer membrane. The record is from RefSeq and is a predicted model, not a curated record.
GUCAGCUGACUUGAAGGGGCGUGGUCAAAGAGCCUAGCUACCGCCUGCUAAUGCAGUUAGAGUAGAUUAACCUAGUCAGCUCCUUGCAUGCACUUUCACCGAGGCCUUUCGUCGCCUCGUGGCUUACGACUCACUUAUCAACAUAAACAGCUUACGUUUGGAAUAAUUUGGUUGAAACAUUUCUCAUGUUGAGCAUCGAAAUGUCAACGCCGUGAUAUGCGAACGUAGCGGCUAGCUAACUAGCUUGCUAGCCGGGCUGUCAGUGUCCUCCUUGCCCACGGGAGCAUAAAUGUGUGACGCAUUGUACGGCCGUGGCGUAGGUGAACGACACACUGGGGACGAUGCGGAAGGACGUCAGGAUCUUACUGGUUGGCGAACCCAAGGUGGGAAAGACAUCGCUCAUCAUGUCCCUGGUCAGCGAGGAGUUCCCAACUGUGGUUCCUUACCGAGCUGAGGAGAUAACCAUCCCUGCAGAUGUCACUCCAGAGAGAGUCCCCACACACAUUGUCGACUUUUCAGAUGCGGAGCAGACAGAUGAGCAGUUGUUCCAAGAGAUCUCAAAGGCAAAUGUGAUUUGCAUUGUGUACUCCGUCAACAAUAAGACGUCAAUAGAGAAGGUGACCAGCUACUGGAUCCCCCUCAUUCUUGACAACACCGACAAGGACAGCAGGGUUCCUCUCAUCCUGGUGGGAAACAAGUCUGACCUAGUGGAGCACAGUAGCAUGGAGACCAUCCUGCCCAUUAUGAACCAGUACAGCGAGAUCGAGACCUGCGUCGAGUGCUCAGCAAAAAAUCUGAAGAACAUCUCGGAGCUGUUCUACUAUGCCCAAAAGGCUGUCCUUCAUCCCACUGGCCCCCUCUACUGUCCAGAGAAAAAAGACAUGAAGCCACUUUGCGUCAAGGCGCUGACGCGAAUCUUCAAAGUGUCCGACUUGGACAACGAUGGUAUUCUCAACGAUAGUGAGCUUAACUUCUUUCAGAGGACAUGUUUCAACAUGCCACUGGAGCCGCAGGCGUUGGAGGAUGUGAAAACUGUCGUGAGGAAGAAUUUGAGAGAUGGGGUGUGCGACAAUGGACUCACUCUCAAAGGGUUCCUGUUCCUCCACACGCUGUUCAUCCAGCGAGGUCGACACGAAACAACGUGGACGGUCCUGAGGAGGUUCGGAUACGACGACGACCUGGAGCUCAAUCAGGACUACCUCUUCCCUCCGCUGAAAGUCCCCGCCGACUGCACCACAGAGCUCAACCACACAGCCUACCUCUUCUUGCAGAGUGUCUUCGACAAACAUGACAAGGACCGUGACUGUGCCUUGUCGCCAGAGGAGCUGAGGGACCUGUUUGAUGUUUUUCCCUACAUGCCCUGGGGUCCUGACGUCAACAAUACAGUGUGUACCAACGAGCAGGGCUGGAUCACCUACCAGGGUUAUCUCUCACAGUGGACUUUAACAACUUAUCUGGAUGUCCAGCGUUGCCUGGAGUAUCUGGGCUACCUUGGCUAUUCAAUCAUAGCUGAGCAGGAGUCCCAAACAGCAGGGAUAACAGUGACCAGGGAUAAGAAGAUUGACUUGCAGAAAAAGCAGACACAGCGUGGCGUCUUCCGCUGCAAUAUCUUCGGAGAUGUCGGCAGUGGGAAGAGCGGCUUCCUCCAAGCCCUUUUGGGGAGAAACCUGAUGCACCAGCAAAUGAUCAAAGAGGAACAUAAAUCCUACUACGCCAUCAGCACGACCUUCGUUUAUGGUCAGGAGAAGUACCUUCUACUUCAUGAAGUGUUCCCUGACUUGGACUACCUGUCUGACACUGACCUGACCUGUGACAUCGUCUGCUUUGUUUAUGACAUCAGCAACCCGUACUCCUUCGAUUAUUGCGCUAAAGUCUUCAAGCAAUACUUCAUGGACUGCAAGAUCCCGUGCAUGAUGAUAGCGGCCAAGUCGGACCUGCCCGAGACGAAACAGUUCUACGGCUGCAGCCCUCUGGAGUUCUGCCGGAGGCACAAAAUGCCUCCUCCGCAAUCGUUCACUUGUAACACAGCGGGGCCGCCUAGUAGAGACAUCUACACCAAACUCAGCACUAUGGCCAUGUACCCCCACGCGCGACUGCGCUGCAUGUGCACUUGUAACCGCUGCACCUUCUGCUUGUGUCAGAACCUGCUCAACUCCGAGCUGCUGCAGACGGUCAGGGCCAAACUCCACGCUGUGGUUCUCCGCAGACAUAUGAGCCAAGCGGACCUGAAGAGUUCUGCCUUCUGGCUGAGAGCAAGUGUCGGCGCCACCGUGUUUGCUGUGCUGGGCUUCGCAAUGUACAGAGUUCUGCUCAAACCACGGUGAUGCCUCAUGACUACCCACAACCCUUUCUUCUACAAUACAUACUAUAUGGACAAAAGUAUAGGGACAGUCACUCGGCUAUGGGUGUGAACGACCUUAUGAAAGUCUUAAAAGGAGACAUCAAGUUCGUUUUAAAACAGUUUUCAGGUGUUUUCACGUCUGUGACUUUCGUUGAAAUACCCCCAAAUAGUCUCAAUGGCCACUUUGUACACCACAUUUCCUAUCUUGCUGAAAUCAAUUUUAGGGGCCAGCAAAAAGACAAACAAUAAGUCAUUUUUUCCGGAUUAUGUCUUCCGUAUUAAUAAGAAAGGCCCUCUCUGUUCAAGCGACAUCGAUAAAGACGGUGUUGGAUGGGUUUGGUUUAAAAGAACUCCGUCACAAAUGAGCACCGUCCAUCAACACGCCCUCCAAAAUCUUCUAAAAAGAAUCCCAGAAGAAUUGAAGCGCUUGUAGCUGCAAAGAGAGCCUUUCUUCAUCAUUUCCUCUCGUAUUACGGUAGUGCAUUUGGGUGAAAUUGCAACGUGUCCCAAUCCUUUUGUCCAUCCAGUGCAUCAACACAGGUACCAAAUUUCUGACUUGAGAUGCAGACAUUUAUUGUGCUUAAAAAAAAAAGUUGCAAUAUUUAAUUUUCUACUUCAAAGUGUAAUUUUGCUUAUUGUGCAUGUGUGCAGAAAGAAAACAUAUAUUUAUAUCAGAGGAAUAUAAGAAGCUACUGCUGAUUGAAGCGUAUUAAAUUGUAUACAGGUGUGUUCCAUAAUUUUUUUUUCUUUCGGUUGGCCCGUUGACUGCACUUGUCAAGCCAGGCGAGAGAUGCAAUAUUUUAAUUAGUGAUAGUGUACAUACUGUAAAUAACUCUGAGCUUCUCCUUCAGACUGGCUGGCAUGAUACUUAAGCAUCGAUAGGAUUUAUUUAUUUAUUGUUUUUGCCUUUUUAUGGCCAAGUGUGUGAAUGGGGACAUGUGACCUGCAGAAUUUAGUCAUGCUGCAAAACACGUGUUAUCAUUUCUGGCCACAUUCCAUCCAUUACUCACCAUAAUUAGUAUGUGCUGUGUAGCUGAAAAUGAAAACAUAUUUGUUUGUCCCCGUGACCUUUUUCGAAAUCUCCACCGAAUUUCUUGUAGCGGAAGAUUCAACGACAGUCUGUUGUACAACUGCUUGCCAUAUGUUACGAUUGGAUGAACAGUAUUUCCCAGGCACCGCCAUUUGGAAAAAUCACAAUAAAUACAAAUCAUCUGGUUUGA